Molecule: messenger RNA, 847 nt
Organism: Plectropomus leopardus (leopard coralgrouper)
Lineage: Eukaryota; Metazoa; Chordata; Actinopteri; Perciformes; Serranidae
Source: RefSeq, a predicted model, not a curated record
CUGGCUGUCGGCUCUGGAGAGCACCCGCUGGCUGCAGCACCUGUCCGUCAUGCUGAAGGCGGCCACUCUGGUGUGUUCGGCGGUGGAGAGGGAGGGCCGUCCUGUCCUGGUGCACUGUUCGGACGGGUGGGACCGCACGCCACAGAUUGUAGCCCUCGCCAAGAUCCUGCUGGACCCCUACUACAGGACGUUAGAGGGCUUCCAGCUGCUCGUAGAGACCGAGUGGCUCGACUUCGGACAUAAGUUUGGGGACCGCUGCGGCCACCAGGAGAACGCUGACGACGUGAGCGAGCAGUGUCCCGUCUUCCUGCAGUGGCUGGACUGCGUCCACCAGCUGCUCAAACAGUUCCCCUGCCUGUUCGAGUUCAACGAGGCCUUCCUGGUCAAGCUGGUGCAGCACACGUACUCGUGUCUUUACGGCACCUUCCUGUGUAACAACGCCCGCGAGAGGGAGACGAGGAACAUCUACAAACGCACCUGCUCCGUGUGGUCCCUGCUCCGCAACGGGAACAAGAACUUCCAGAACUUCCUCUACAUCCCCAGCCAUGACAUGGUGCUGCAGCCAGUCUGCCACACACGAGCGCUGCAGCUGUGGACAGCUGUGUACCUGCCCACCUCCUCGCCCUGCACCGCCGUGGACGACUCCAUGGAGCUCUACCUCCCCCCGAGCGUCACCGGAGACGAGCUCACCUCCCGCUCCCUCGACAGGUGUGUUUAUUUAUUCAUUUGCAAAUCUGAUCAGCUGCUCACCGUCUGCACACGCUGUUCUCUCCGAACAGAUUCAUCAUUUUCAAAAAACAAGCCACACUGCCCUCUAGAGCCCCGAAUGGAGAAUUGUGUCAUUGAG